AUGAAGGGAAAGCUUAACUCGUUGUGUACUCGGUUCGUUCCCAUGAAGUAUUCAAAAAUCGGACCUGUCAAAUCGCAUUGGUUUGAUAGGGAAUAUGGACAAUUAGCGCGACGGUGUCGCAAACUUUGGGAUAGGUGCAUCAGUUCGGGCUGGGAAGAACGUUACGCAGUGUACAAGAAACAGCGUAACUUAUGUAACGCCGCAAAUAUCAAGAAACACCGGCACUUCGAAGAGGAGCUGACAUCUUCGGCCACAACUGCACCCAAAAUAAUAUUUGCCUACUUGAAACGUCAACUGAAACCUGGCGGUUACCUACCGGUCUUAGAGACCUUGGACAGACAGACGCUCAUUUCAAGCGUGGAGCGCGCGGACGCCUUGGCUGUGCACUUCCCCACCGUAUUUUUCAGUAAAUCGGCUGCUGUUCCAGUACCGGCACAGGAUGCGCCAGUCUUGCUCGGCAGCCUACAAUGUGCUGCAGUCGAAGUGUAUCAGCUACUCGUCAACCUCGAUGGU
Molecule: messenger RNA, 513 nt
Organism: Dicrocoelium dendriticum
Lineage: Eukaryota; Metazoa; Platyhelminthes; Trematoda; Plagiorchiida; Dicrocoeliidae
Source: the annotation of a GenBank genome assembly